GGGAAGAGGAAGAAUGGUAGGGGGCGGGAGAGAGAGGGGAAGGGUUUCCAAACUUGUCUCCAGUGACAGGAGACAUUUACGCUCUGCAAGAUAAAACUGCCACUUAGAGCCUUGGAGAGCUAAACCUUCCUGGGUUGGCCUGGGGGCUGGAGCAGAGUCAUGGGUUCUCUGGCCCUGCAGCUGUGUGCUCUCCUCUGCCUGGUGGCUCACUCUGUUUCUGGUAGCCCCAUCAUGAGCCUGGAGCAGUCGCCUCUGGAAGAAGAUAUGCCCCUCUUCGAUGAUGUCUUCUCAGAGCAAGACGGUGUUGACUUUGACACACUGCUGCAGAGCAUGAAGGAUGAGUUUCUCAAGACAUUGAACCUGUCUGACAUCCCUAUGCAGGAUUCAGCCAAGGUGGACCCACCAGAGUACAUGCUGGAACUCUACAACAAAUUUGCAACAGACCGGACCUCUAUGCCAUCUGCCAACAUCAUUAGGAGUUUCAAGAAUGAAGAUCUGUUUUCCCAACCAGCCAGUUUCCACGGGCUCCGAAAAUACCCUCUCCUCUUCAAUGUAUCCAUCCCUCACCAUGAAGAGGUCAUCAUGGCUGAACUCAGGUUGUACACACUGGUGCAAAGAGAUCGCAUGAUGUAUGAAGGAGUAGACCGAAAAAUUACCAUUUUUGAAGUCCUAGAGGACAACAGGGACAUUGAAGGUGAAAGAAACAUGCUGGUCUUGGUGUCAGAGGAGAUCUAUGGAACCAACAGCGAGUGGGAGACUUUUGAUGUCACCAAUGCCAUCAGACGCUGGCAAAAGUCAGAUUCAUCCACCCACCAGCUGGAAGUCCACAUUGAGAGCAGACAUGACAGAACCGAGGACACUGCCAGGGGACAACUGGAAAUAGACACCAGUGCCCGGAAUAAGCAUGACCCUUUGCUUGUUGUGUUUUCUGAUGACCAAAGCAGUGAGAAGGAACGGAAGGAGGAACUGAGUGAAAUGAUCAUCCAUGAGCAACUUCUGGAGCUGGACAACCUGGGUCUGGACGGUUAUUCCAAUGGACCUGGGGAAGAGGCUUUGCUGCAGAUGAGGUCAAACAUCAUCUAUGACUCCACUGCCCGCAUCAGAAGGAAUGCCAAAGGAAAUUACUGCAAGAAGACCCCGCUCUACAUCGAUUUCAAGGAGAUUGGCUGGGACUCUUGGAUCAUCGCCCCACCUGGAUAUGAAGCCUAUGAAUGCCGUGGUGUUUGCAACUACCCCCUGGCAGAGCAUCUCACACCCACAAAACAUGCAAUUAUCCAGGCGUUGGUUCAUCUCAAGAAUUCCCAGAAGGCUUCCAAAGCUUGCUGCGUCCCCACCAAGCUAGAGCCCAUCUCUAUCCUCUAUUUAGACAAAGGUGUUGUCACCUACAAGUUUAAAUAUGAAGGCAUGGCUGUCUCUGAGUGUGGCUGUAGAUAGAAAAGGAGUCGUGUAGCUUAUUUAAUAACUGUAAAUGUGUAUAUUUUGUGUUCUUAUUUAAUAAGAUUAUUUAAUAAGGGUGUACAGAUCAUAGCAGUUGCUACCUUAGGGAAAGGGAUAGGUCAGUUUGGAGAAGGAAAUGCAUAUUUUGCUACACAGUCUCAUUCCUUCCAAUCUGUUUUUCUUUGGACUUGUCAUUUCCUGGCAGUGCCAUCUCCAACAGCAAGUGGCAAGCCCCUACUACUUUUCAUCUAUAUCAAUUUGAAAACGACAACCCCUAUGCAGAAAUAUGGUGUAGAAAGAUAAGGUAUUUGUGUAUGUAUAUGUGUACAUAGAUAAACUUAUAAAACUCUUUUGGUUCCAUAGAAAUGGAUUAGACUCACACACGUGUAUGACUCAAUCAAAUGUGCAUUAAACGCCACUGGUAUGUUCUCAGUCACCUCCUCUCUGGGUAGGAUUCAUGUCAAGAUCAUAUGCACCAGGAAUUUAACCAUCCUAGGAAGUAUUACAUUUCCUAAAUAAUUUUAGGAAUGUAGGCGUGACUUUUGUCAGUUGAGUUCCUGCCAUUGCUCAGAGUAGCAGGGCUUGGUAAAGGAUGCUGCAGGUUUGAGGAGAUGGGUUAUUGAUACAAACCAAAUGGCUUUGAGAGGCAGUGGUCUUCAGGUAUGAUAGCAAAGAAUGAACCCAUGGGGCAACAGUGUACUCGACAGGGCAGUGCCUGGUCAAGAAAGAAAAACUUCAGGGUGACAUCUGUUCCGGAGAAAAUAGGAAAGCAAGGCCAUGCGUGUUGACCUUUAUUGCUGCAGAGGGUUGAGGAGGUGGAAGGCGGCUCAUAGGGGAGGAGAGGAAAAUGACCUAAAUACUAUCCUAGGAUGUGUUUUGUAAAAUUAUAAGCAAUUCUAAUUGGAGAAUGAAAUCUUUUGGACAAAAU
Rhinolophus ferrumequinum (greater horseshoe bat) is the source of this 2365-nucleotide messenger RNA. RefSeq names its product bone morphogenetic protein 10 (gene BMP10). Gene Ontology annotation, molecular function: growth factor activity; cytokine activity. The record is from RefSeq and is a predicted model, not a curated record. Lineage: Eukaryota; Metazoa; Chordata; Mammalia; Chiroptera; Rhinolophidae. Gene Ontology annotation, biological process: BMP signaling pathway; SMAD protein signal transduction. The coding region runs from base 160 to 1434 and encodes 424 amino acids. The transcript is spliced from 2 exons. Gene Ontology annotation, cellular component: extracellular region.